Messenger RNA from Lotus japonicus, 3705 nucleotides. Its product is annotated as calcium-transporting ATPase 10, plasma membrane-type-like. The record is from RefSeq and is a predicted model, not a curated record. The transcript is spliced from 34 exons. NCBI's taxonomy places the organism in Eukaryota, Viridiplantae, Streptophyta, Magnoliopsida, Fabales, Fabaceae. Gene Ontology annotation, cellular component: intracellular membrane-bounded organelle; membrane. The coding region runs from base 183 to 3389 and encodes 1068 amino acids. Gene Ontology annotation, biological process: calcium ion transmembrane transport. Gene Ontology annotation, molecular function: ATP hydrolysis activity; calmodulin binding; ATP binding.
UUAAUUAAAAGGAGUUUCGCAUGACUUGCUAACAAGUAAACUGAGCAGUUUGCAUCUCCGAAAGCUAUCUAUUAAUAAUAGCUUUCUUCCUUCCAUUGUUCAGUAUCUUGUUAACGUGUUCUUGGUAUCUGAUAUCUGUGGGUGGUUCGGCUGCAUUUCAUUUCAUUUCAUUCAUAUAAGCUAUGAAUUGCGAUUUAGAAGCUGGGUCUCCCACUGAUUUUGACGGCGGAGACUGCUCGUCUGACCCAUUUGAUGUUACCAGAACAAAGAAUGCUCCUGUUCAGCGACUCAGACGUUGGAGGCAAGCCGCGCUUGUGCUUAAUGCUUCUCGUCGGUUUCGUUACACCUUGGACUUGAAGAAAGAAGAAGAGAGGAAGCAAAUAUUGAAAUUGAUUAUAGUGCAUACACAUGCCAUUCAAGCAGCAUAUCGUUUCAAGGCAGCUGGGGAGAAAACGGAUGGAUUAGGAACCGUAAUACCUCCAUCAAGCUCCCCUGGAGAAUUUUUAAUUGGACAAGAGAAAUUGUCUUCGGUCUCAAGGGAUCACGAUACAACUGCUCUGCAGGAAUAUGGAGGGGUUGUAGGGUUGUCACAAUUGUUAAAAACUAACUUAGAGAAGGGGAUUAAAUGUGAUCCUGCUGAAUUGGUAAAACGAAGAAAUGCAUUUGGUUCGAACAACUACCCUCGAAAGAAAGGAAGAAGUUUUUUGAUGUUUAUCUGGGAUGCUUGCAAGGACCUGACCUUGAUUAUUUUAACGGUAGCUGCCAUAGCUUCAUUAGCAUUAGGGAUAAAAUCUGAGGGUAUUAAGGAAGGAUGGUAUGAUGGAGGAAGCAUUGCCGUAGCAGUUAUUCUUGUUAUUCUUGUUACAGCAAUAUGUGAUUAUAAGCAAUCUCUUCAAUUUCAAGACCUAAAUGAGCAUAAAAGAAACAUACAUUUGGAGGUUAUUAGAGAUGGUAGAAGAGUUGAGAUCUCUAUAUAUGAUGUUGUUGUUGGUGAUGUUGUACCCCUUAAUAUUGGUGAUCAGGUCCCUGCCGAUGGAAUUUUGAUCACCGGUCACUCUCUUGCAAUUGAUGAAUCAAGUAUGACCGGGGAGAGCAAGAUUGUCAAUAAGCAUUCUAAGGAACCUUUUCUGAUUGCUGGAUGUAAAAUUGCAGAUGGAAGUGGCACUAUGUUGGUAACCGCAGUUGGUAUUAAUACUGAGUGGGGGCUUCUAAUGGCUAGCAUUUCAGAGGACAAUGGUGAAGAAACACCUUUGCAGGUACGCUUAAAUGGUGUUGCCACCUUCAUUGGUAUUACUGGACUCUCCGUGGCUAUCGUUGUUCUGAUUGUGCUACUGGCCAGAUAUUUCUCUGGGCAUACUAGAAACCCAGAUGGAAGUGUUCAAUUUACAGCAGGCAAGACCAAGGUCGGUGACGCUAUUAAUGGAACAAUUAAGAUAGUCACUGUUGCGGUCACGAUUGUAGUGGUUGCCGUGCCUGAAGGGCUCCCUCUCGCAGUUACCUUAACACUGGCCUUCUCAAUGAAAAAAAUGAUGGCAGAUAAAGCUUUGGUGAGGAGGCUUUCUGCCUGUGAGACUAUGGGGUCGGCCACAAUUAUUUGCACUGAUAAGACUGGAACUCUGACUAUGAAUCAGAUGACUGUUGUUGAGGCUUGCAUUGGUGGGAAAAAGAUUGAUCCUCACGAGAAAUCACAGCUCUCACCUAUGCUCUGUGCUUUGAUGAUUGAAGGUGUUGCACAGAACACUAAUGGAAGUGUUUAUGUGCCUGAGAGCGGUAAUGAUAUUGAGGUUUCUGGAUCACCAACAGAGAAAGCAAUUUUACAUUGGGGUAUUCAGCUUGGGAUGGAUUUUGAGGCUGCCAGAUCAGAAUCAUCAAUUAUCCAUGUCUUUCCAUUCAAUUCAGACAAAAAACGAGGUGGAGUUGCAAUACAAACGGUUGAUGCUGAAAUCCACAUACAUUGGAAAGGUGCUGCUGAGAUAAUCCUUGCUUGCUGUACAGGUUAUAUGGAUGCAAAUGAUCAGUUGGUGGAAAUGGAUGAGGAGAAGAUGACAGUUUUUAAAAAAGGUAUUGAAGACAUGGCUGCUGAUAGUCUACGUUGUGUUGCCAUUGCAUAUAGAUUAUAUGAAAUGGAGAAUGUUCCAGCUAGUGAAGAAGAUCUUGCUCACUGGUCACCGCCAGAGGAUGAUCUCGUUUUACUGGCUAUUCUUGGUCUGAAGGAUCCUUGUCGACCAGGUGUUAAAGAUGCAGUGCAGCUUUGCCAAAAAUCUGGGGUUAAGGUAAAAAUGGUCACUGGUGACAAUGUUAAAACUGCAAAAGCAAUUGCUGUGGAAUGUGGAAUACUUGGUUCAUUUGCUGAGGCUACAGAGCCAAACAUCAUUGAAGGAAAAACAUUCCGUGCCUUGUCUGAUAAAGAGAGAGAAGAAAUUGUUGAAAGGAUAUCGGUUAUGGGACGGUCAUCUCCUAAUGACAAGCUUCUGCUUGUGCAAGCAUUAAGGAGGAAGGGGCAUGUUGUGGCUGUAACUGGGGAUGGAACAAAUGAUGCUCCAGCACUGCAUGAGGCCGAUAUUGGUCUUGCAAUGGGUAUUCAAGGUACAGAAGUUGCUAAAGAGAGCUCUGAUAUCAUUAUUUUGGAUGACAAUUUUGCAUCAGUUGUGAAGGUUGUUAAAUGGGGGCGGUCAGUAUAUGCAAAUAUUCAGAAAUUUAUCCAGUUUCAGCUUACAGUCAAUAUAGCAGCUCUUGCUAUAAAUGUUGUUGCUGCAUUUUCAUCUGGUGAUGUCCCACUAAAUACAGUGCAGCUUCUCUGGGUUAAUCUUAUCAUGGAUACUCUUGGAGCACUAGCCUUGGCAACUGAACCACCAACAGAUCACCUUAUGGAUCAGCUUCCAGUGGGUCGAAGAGAACCUCUUGUUACAAAUAUUAUGUGGAGGAAUCUGCUGAUACAGGCAAUGUACCAAGUGUCUGUUUUGCUUAUACUUAAUUUCCGAGGCACGAGCAUACUGGAUCUGACGCACAAGCCCAAUGCAGUCAAAGUGAAGAAUACUCUGAUAUUCAAUGCAUUUGUUCUUUGUCAAGUCUUUAAUGAAUUUAAUGCACGAAAGCCGGAUGAAUUCAACAUAUUCAAGGGGGUUACCAAAAACUACCUCUUUAUGGGGAUAGUGGGAUUAACUAUUGUGCUUCAGAUUGUCAUCGUUGAAUUUCUUGGAAAGUUCACUAGAUCAGUCAAGCUUAAUUGGAAGCAGUGGCUCAUCUCUGUCAUUAUAGGAUUUAUCAGCUGGCCUCUUGCUGUGGUUGGAAAACUGAUACCAGUACCAGCAACUCCUGUGAAGAACUAUUUUCCAAGAUUUCGUUGUGGAAGAACAGAAAGAAAGAUGGAAUCUGAUGCUUCUCAAUAGAGCCAUGUUUAGAUGUCUUGCUGAUUCACUUUCUCCCUUCUGUCUGGUUUAUUCUCACAGAUGAUCUCCAUUAUAGUAUACUGGUUGCACAUAGUCGUUUCUCGGUGCCCAGAUCUGGAAACAAAGUCGGAUUAUUCUUAUACCUCGGUUCUUAUAGGGAUAUCAUAUGUGGAACUUCAGCCAAUCUUUCUUUUUUCAGCGUUUUUUUGUAAAUUUCAUAAGGGCUGAUGUAUAUAUUUCCAUGUAUUUGAAGAAGUGCAAAAAUAUAGAUGGCAAUAACACUAUUAUGAGAGUUCAAAUUUACUAUUUCAAUUUA